AUGUCGCACUCCAUCAUCUCUCCAGCCAUCCUCUAUUGGGGCACUCCCGUUGUCCUCGUCUCUUCCGAGAACGAAGAUGGAUCUGAAAAUAUCUGUGCCAUCUCAUCUGCAUUUUGGCUUGGGCACCGUUGCCUCCUUGGAUUUGGAGCUGAAAGCAAGACGCCGCAAAACAUUCUCCGAACUGGCCAAUGCGUCGUCAAUCUCCCCGACGACAGCAUGGCCCGUCAUGUCAACCUUCUGGCCGAUACAACUGGCUCUGAAAAUGUUUCCGAGUCAAAGAAGGACAGAGGAUACCGCUAUGUCAAGGACAAAUGGACUUGUGCGGAGCUUACACCUCAGAAAUCUGAUCUUGUUCGCCCGCGCAGGAUUUUGGAGUGUCCUGUGCAGAUGGAAUGCGAAUUAGCUGAGGCUCAUCAGGUAAUGAAGGAUUUUCCUGACCUCAAGGGCGUCAUCGUCGCUAUUGAGCUGAAAGUACUUCGGACUCAUGUUCUGGACUCUAUUCGGAUGCCGGGACACCCUAACCGUGUUGAUCCCGAUAAAUGGAGGCCCAUGAUUAUGUCUUUCCAGGAACUAUAUGGCCUGGGGGGAGGAAAACUGGCCAAGAGCACUUUGGGCAAGGUCCACGAAGAAAAGUAUCGGCGACUUACGCGAAGUGACGUGGUUAAAUUGCCAGGAGAUGAAGAUAAGGAAGCUGUGGAAGAGGCAUAUUCGCAUGCAAAUGAGGGACUUGAGAAUGGAAAUUAG
This is a messenger RNA of Trichoderma virens Gv29-8, 744 nucleotides long. RefSeq lists its product as uncharacterized. The record is from RefSeq and is a predicted model, not a curated record. Bases 1 to 744 code for a protein of 247 amino acids. The transcript has a single exon. NCBI's taxonomy places the organism in Eukaryota, Fungi, Ascomycota, Sordariomycetes, Hypocreales, Hypocreaceae. Gene Ontology annotation, molecular function: FMN binding.